AUGUUAGUUGCAUUUCAUUCGGAUUGUGAUAUUAUUUAUCGAAUUGUUGAAGAUAUUGCUGUUAUUAUACGAGAAAUUCGAGAAUUAGAAGAUCAAAUUGAAGUUGAAUCACAAAAAAAUAUGACAACUAAUUUGGAAACAUUAAUUAGAGAAUAUAAAAAGAUUCGUGAUGAAAAUAUUGCAUUAAAAGGAGGAAAAAAAUAA
Molecule: messenger RNA, 204 nt
Organism: Rotaria sordida
Lineage: Eukaryota; Metazoa; Rotifera; Eurotatoria; Philodinida; Philodinidae
Source: the annotation of a GenBank genome assembly